GAGGAAGUUAUGCUAAUCUACACAAUUCCAGUCCUUUGAUUCCCCACAACAAAAAUAGCCCUACUUAAGAUGCCUUCAAGAAUUCACGUCAAGUUUGUUACAGAGCGCAAGAAAUAUUUGGAAGAACAGAUACAAGUUUUGGAACCUGUUUUGGGAAAUAUGAAAAAUGUUGUUGCAAAAAGUAAGGCGUGGCUAGAAGAAAAAACUGACCAAUCAUCUGUCAGCUACAUCGAGCUAUCACAAGAACUGGACACAGCAGCCACGGCCUUGUUGGAUGUGACGUCACAUAUUUUAGACGAGGACAACAUGCAUGUCAACAAACCAACGCCAUCUUUACCACAGUCUGAAACACAGACAACAGCAACAUUUCUAACAGGAGAAUCAACAAGACAACUCAAGACACAAGUUCAACACACAGCUGUUGAAGAACAUCCUGACCUAGAGCGUAGACUCGCCUUUAUUGAAACAACACUAUCUUCGCUACAGGACAAACAACAUAAGUCUACAGAUGACAUAUCAGAAAUAAAACAAUGGAGAGACAACUUUGUAACAGAACAUUGUGACAUGGGGGUAAGCAUUGAACAACUGACUAAAAAACAAAAGCAGAAUUUUAAAAACCUCAGAAAACAAAUGAGUGAACAAGAUAACAAAACAAAAGAGCUGAACAAAGAAAUUGAAAGUUUAAAAGAAAAAGAAUCAAAUUCAAACAAAACACUAGAGAAAAUGUCUCUAUAUAUGAAAGAAUACGAAAACAACUUACACAAAAUAAAUAAAGAGAUGCAAGAUUACGCAGACAAAAUAGACAGUAUAACACAGGAAAUUAAAAGACAUUCGGAUCUGAUGGCUGCCCUACAAGAGGAGUGUGAUAAAAUCUUGUGUAAUACAUCAACUCAAUUAGAAAAGCAAAAUGUAUUGCACAAACUCCUACAACAGAGAUUGAUGCCCAUUGACAAACUGAUUCAAAUCUUUAACCAGAAGUUGGAAACUAGGGUAGAAAGAAUUACAAAGCUUGAAACUAUUGAAGCUACUAUGUCAGUGUUGUCCAAAGAUUUUAAUCUAUUAGAGGCACGCGUCUGUAACAUAUUUGCUUGUCAUGUGACGCUUGAUUCCACACCUGUCAGUGAUGGAUUAAUUAUUUCAAGAUUUAAAGAAGUACGUGAAUACAACGGUCAACAUUUUAAUCAAACAACAGGAACAUUUGUAUCCCCACAUGAUGGUUUAUAUCUUGUCUGUGUCACUCUAAAUGAAAGUGAAGAUAAACGGAUUGUAGUUGGAGUUAGGACUGAAAGCAGGUGGUUUAAGUUUAUAGAAGUGAAAUGUGCCGACACAAGCGCUGCUGGGUCAGUGGUUGUUGACUUGAAGAAAGGUCAAGAACUUUAUUUUGAAGUGUAUCUCGCAGAACAAGGCGCAAAGUUAUCCAGCUUCAGUAGUUUUACUAUCGUUAGUUUAUAGAGUUACAACACAAAACAUGGUGGAUGGUAAAUUCUCAAAACAAUAAAACAUGUAACCAACUUAUUAAACACACGCUAACAACUUAUUAUGUGUAUAGACUACAUGUUUACAUAAACUUUAAUGGUUUAUAUGUUAUUUGUUUAGUCAUUAUUACACAGCUCCAUCUAAUUC
Physella acuta is the source of this 1623-nucleotide messenger RNA. RefSeq lists its product as uncharacterized. Gene Ontology annotation, molecular function: protein binding. The record is from RefSeq and is a predicted model, not a curated record. Lineage: Eukaryota; Metazoa; Mollusca; Gastropoda; Physidae.